This is a messenger RNA of Penicillium diatomitis, 1176 nucleotides long. RefSeq names its product alpha-factor pheromone receptor STE2 (gene preB). Gene Ontology annotation, biological process: G protein-coupled receptor signaling pathway. NCBI's taxonomy places the organism in Eukaryota, Fungi, Ascomycota, Eurotiomycetes, Eurotiales, Aspergillaceae. The coding region runs from base 1 to 1176 and encodes 391 amino acids. The transcript has a single exon. The record is from RefSeq and is a predicted model, not a curated record. Gene Ontology annotation, molecular function: pheromone binding; mating-type factor pheromone receptor activity. Gene Ontology annotation, cellular component: G protein-coupled receptor homodimeric complex; membrane.
AUGGCGACGUUUGAGCCCUACACCCAAACUCACCCUUACCGACUGCCCAAUUUUAACCCGCUCACGCAGCAAUUCAAUCUGAGCUAUCCCGAUGGUAGCCCCCUCACGAUCACAGUCCCUGACGUGGACACCUUUAUCCAAUACAACAUCCGCAUCUGCAUCAACUAUGGGACGCAAUUCGGUGCAUCGAUCGUGCUCCUCGUGAUCUUACUGCUGCUGACUCGACGAGAGAAACGCGCGUCUUUGGUCUUCCUGUUCAACUCGGCGGCUCUUUUGUUCAACAUCGUGCGGCUCCUCCUGCAGCUCGUUCACUUUACGACCGGGUUCGAAAAGUUCUACCCCUACUUCUCUCUGGACUAUGCCUCGGUGCCAAGCAGUGCAUAUGCCAUCUCCAUCACGGGCAGCGUCUUUGAAUCUCUGGUGGUGGCAUGUAUCGAAGCCUCGCUGGUGAUUCAAGUGCACGUCGUCUGCGCCACCGUUCGCCGUCAAUAUCGCUGGCCCUUGCUGGCGCUGUCCUGCACCGUCGCCGUACUCACCAUCGCAUUUCGACUCGCAUGGAUGGUCGAGAAUUGCAUCGCAAUCAUCCAGGUCUCGUACAUGAACACCAUCUGGUGGCUGGAGAGCGCCUGCAACAUCGUCAUCACCAUCAGCGUCUGCUUCUUCUGCGCCGUCUUUGUCACCAAGUUGGGCUUUGCUCUACGCCAACGCCGCCGUCUAGGGGUGCGCGAUUUCGGCCCUAUGAAGAUCAUCUUUGUCUGUGGCUGUCAGACGCUGACCAUUCCGGCCGUCUUCUCCAUCACGCAGUACUUUGUCGUCUUCCCCGAGCUCUCCUCCAAUCUCAUCACUCUGGUGGCCAUCUCGCUGCCCCUGUCAUCCAUCUGGGCCGGCGCCAAUCUCGACCAGGGCGUUCACCACGAGACCCAACCUUUGCAUCGUCGGAACCUCUGGCGCGGUCUCGCUUUCGGCAUCGACAGCACCACAUUGAACAACACGGCCACAACGGGGAAGAAGAUGACGGAAAUGACCGACAGUACUGCGGCCCAGACGCUGUGUUACUCGGAUCAGCCGAUGAGCAUGCUGAGCAAGUCGUCGCGUGAUUCUCUGGACCCCCACGGCAUCUGUGUCGAGCAUGAUAUCUCGGUCGAGACUGAACGACGAAAGCGGUCUAUUGUCUAA